CACCACCGUCAUGGCAAAAUAAGUCAUUUUGCUUUCAUUUCUCGGCUUUGGGUGGUUGUACAGCGUACCGCGUACCAUAUUUCGGCAUAGGCUCUCAUCUCUUUCUUUCUGCGACGGCACCGCUGGAGUCUCACCCAAGUGCAUGAUACUCUCGAAUCAGGUAUCGUUUUGACUGCCACUAGGAGAUAAAAAUGACAGAGGGAGCCAAACGUGGUCGUCCCAGGAUCGAUUCAAAAUUCGACAACUGGUUCUGGGUAAAAGAUGCGCGGGAACGAAAGCGGAUCCAGGACAGACUGGCGCAGCGAGCGCGGCGCAGUCGAGUAGUGGCACGGCAGGAUGGAAGCAAAAAGGUCAAGGCUGAGACCAGGCGUACUCGUAGAAGCGAAACUCGUCUUGAGGAGCCGAUCAAACAAGAUGCAGAGCCCUCGGAUGUCCUGGAGACAUUCACAUCGAAGCAGAACGAAGAGCAUUCAAAUAAUAACCAGUCGCUUGCUCUCGUACCUGCAUCUAGAGAGGAGAACACCCUAUCUGCAGUUACUUCUCUUCCAGUGAGUGACUCGAGUCGAUGGCGUCGCUGCGCAUAUGUACUUGGCCGUGAUGAUCAGUUCCUCUGCUGGCAAUCAUGGCCUAUUUAUUGGGCACUGUCUCAUCACGGCGAGAUGCAGGGCACGGGAUGUCCAGACGCUGAGACAAAGGCUAGGUCGCCUCCAGAAUACCUGGACUUGCCCGAAUACCUCAAACCCACUCCGCUGCAAAUGGCCGUGCCGCAUGUUAGAUGGAUCGACAGGUUUCCGUUCCCUCGGUUGCGAGACAAUAUGAUUUUGCUCGAUGGACUUAUCGAUCUGGAUGACUUCGUUCGAGAUCUUUGGGCAAUGGCGAGCUUGAUCCUGCGCCCUCAGGCCCAAAGAGCCACGUGGGAUCCAUUGUGUUGGACAAUGGGUGCUGAAUUCUCAUCCAAAUGGGGUUAUCUUUUCAUAUGAUCAACAUGGUCAAUUAGAAUUGUGAAUUUUUACCGAAGGAUGUCUGGUUAUAGGUCCUCGGUUGGGGGUUCACGACGGCAAUCUUGCCUAGGAGAUAGUUGUAGGCAUCGUCUCGAGAGCAAUGACGCUAUUUAGGAGGGAUGCCAGGUAUGAGGACGAGUAACAAAGCAUGUACCGGACCAAGUUCGGGCAGAGUAGGAGAAUGCAGCAUGAUUUCCUUUGGUCCAGAGAGUGACAAAAGGCCGAGGGAAAAACGUAAAAGCGAAAACGUGACUUUCUUGGCUGACAAGUGCGAGUCUUUUGGCUGCGAACUGG
This is a messenger RNA of Exophiala oligosperma, 1295 nucleotides long. RefSeq lists its product as uncharacterized. Bases 192 to 980 code for a protein of 262 amino acids. Lineage: Eukaryota; Fungi; Ascomycota; Eurotiomycetes; Chaetothyriales; Herpotrichiellaceae. The record is from RefSeq and is a predicted model, not a curated record. The transcript has 3 exons.